Amborella trichopoda is the source of this 6826-nucleotide messenger RNA. The record is from RefSeq and is a predicted model, not a curated record. NCBI's taxonomy places the organism in Eukaryota, Viridiplantae, Streptophyta, Magnoliopsida, Amborellales, Amborellaceae.
CUCUUUAUUUUGAUUUUCGUGUUAUUCUUUCUUGAACUUUUUAACGAUCAUAGUUCUUGAUGCGCUAAAGUUUUUUGUCUCAAAAAUGCUUUUGUUUGAUGAAUUUCGUGUACUGCAGACAUUAUUUUAUUAUCAUAAUGCUCAUAUCUUUCUUCAAAAUGGUCUCUGUGGAGUUCUUGAUGCAUUUGAAUUCAUAUUGUUAAAGUUAGAUGUUCCAUUAAGACUCAAACCUGAAACUCAUCUUAUUCGUUAUUUCUUUUUAUGUCGGAUGUGGGACGUCCAUUAUUUUCUAAAAAAUUCGCUAUUGCUGUUGUGGAUAUCAGUAGCAUCAUGAAUGUUGCUAUUGCAAUUCUGAAUGUUUUCUUUCCAGAAAUUUGGACGUGUUAAGAUAAUUGACCAGUUUACAAUAAUUAUUGGAAAAUUUUAUCCUUUAUUGUUAUUGGAAAUUCCAUGAGGCCUUCUCUAUUGAUUCCAUCAAAUUACACCUUUUAUUCUUGAUUCAGGUGGAUUCCAUUAAGUUCACAUAAUUAUCAACUAUAUAUUUAUCAUUAAAAAAAAAACAAGAAAACAGAAAAGAAAAGCUCAACUGUGUUAUGUGAUGUGUGUUAUCAUUUUCUUGUGCUAUAAAUGAAGUCUCAUAAUUAUGCUAACAUUUACAGAUCGAUCACUGGACAUCAGAAAGAAAAGAAAACUGUAGUACAAAAAAUAAUGUACUUUAUCAUUGAUUUAAUCGAUCCGCAUCCACUAUGUGUACAUAAGCAUGGAAAGUUCAUCCAUUGAUUGUGUGGAUCAAGCCCAUAGAAUCAUGUAGAACUAUUGGUUUCCAUUUCCUGCAGGUCAUCAUUGUCUAGGCCUUCUUUCUCUCAUCACAUAACUACGACUGAGAUUCCCCACCCCCCCUUUAAAUUAACCACAAUCGAAAGUUAUUCAAGGUCAGUACACAAAAUGCUGUAUACAUACAUAUGCGUGUGUCCACAUACACACUCGAAGUUGGGGGGCAAUGGUCUAGGCCUUUAUAAAUUGUCUGAUAUUGCUUACCUGAAUUAAUCAAUAUUACCACUCACACCCAGAGAGAGAAAAGAAGAGAAGGGGGGUGGGGUGUGGGGUAAGAGAAAGUGGCUUAGAUUAACUCCUGAAGCAAAGAAUAUAAAAGGACAAACUUUUGGCUAAGAUCAUGUGUGAAGAAUGUAAAAAUAAAAUUUACAAUUGAACAUGCAUUAUGUAGAUGUUCUCGGUGCAUCCAUUGAGGAAAAAAAAAGGAAGUUAUUGGCACAUAAAUUAGUUUUGUGUUGUUGCUCGGUUGGUCAUCUAAUAAAUAUUAAUACAUAAUUUUUUGAUAUAGCCUUGUAUUAUAUGAGCAAUGCAGCCUGCUUAGAAUGUUUAAGAGAAGCUCUUUAUUAGGGUUGGUUACUAUUGGCUAUAAAAUAUGUCUUAUCGCCAAACAUUAUACACCAGUUCAGCUUAAAAUAAAAUUUACAAUUGAACAUGCAUUAUGUAAAUGUUUUUGGUACAUCCAUUGAGGGAAAAAAAAGGAAGUUAUUGGCACAUAAAUUAGUUUUGUGUUGUUGGUCGGCUGGUUAUCUAAUAAAUAUUGAUACAUAAUUUUUUGAUAUAGCCUUGUAUUAUAUGAGCAAUGCAGCCUACUUGGAAUGUUUAAGAGAAGCUCUUUAUUAGGGUUGGUUAUUAUUGGCUAUAAAAUAUGUCUUAUAACCAAACAUUAUACACCAGUCCAGCUUAAGUCGAUGAUGAAUACUUUUGUUGCUUCUCACCUAAUAGCUCGUGGUAUUUGAACUUUGUAAUUCCCUGAUUUCUUGAGCCAUUCCUGAGUAGUAUUAAUUGAUUAUUUUGUGUUGCAGGGCCUUAAAUGGAUGGAAAGGCUCUUAAUUUUGUUUUAAUAUUUUCUAUAUGCCACGGAUAACGUCACAGUGAGAGAUUAUUUAUUAGUUUGUAACCAAGACUCAGUGAUAAGCCAAUAACACUUCCUCAACACAAUGUCUUACUGUCAACUUCUACAGAUUGGAGAGCAUGGUUAACUUUGUUGUAGCCAUGCAUUAUGGAGCAAGACAUGGGCCAUGGGGGCCUGUUGUGGAGCCCAGUUACUAAUUUGUCAUUUCUCUGACUGCCUGUAUAUUUUCGGAAAGGUCUUUGCUUUUUAAUAUAAGUACUCUGGGACAAGAUCUUCUUAGUUACCAUGCAUUCUCUCCAGCUAUAUCGUUUAACGGAGCAUGGCCGAACCUUAUCGGCAUCUGGAAGGAGAACUCUUGCAGUAGCUUCAGCUGUCCUGGUUGCCGGGGGCACUGCUGCUUAUAUGCAAUCACGACGACGUGAUAGAAAUGUUCAGCAUAAUGCUUUGGGACCUGAUACUGAUAGGGAAACGCUAGCUCAGGUUGGCAGCAAUGAUUCUAAUAUUAGCAGGAGUACACGAAAACGAGGUGGACUCAAAUCUCUUCAUGUAUUGGCUCGGAUCCUACUCUCCAAUAUGGGCCGAAAGGGUGUGCACAACCUUCUAGCACUGGUUAGCGUUGUGGUUUUGAGAACUGCUUUAAGCAAUAGGUUGGCCAAAGUGCAAGGUUUCUUGUUUCGGGCCGCUUUUUUAAAACGCGUGCCAGCUUUUUUGCGUCUCAUUGCUGAAAACAUACUUUUAUGCUUUCUUCAAUCCACCUUAUUUUCCACCUCAAAAUACCUAACGGGGACAUUGAGUUUGCAGUUCAGGAAGAUAUUGACACAGCUUAUUCAUGGGGCAUAUUUUGAGAAUAUGACAUAUUACAAGAUGUCGCAUGUUGAUGGUCGAAUUAAUAAUCCGGAACAGCGAAUUGCAAGUGAUGUACCACGAUUUUGUUCAGAGUUGAGUGACCUCAUACAGGAGGAUAUGAUUGCAGUUACUGAUGGCCUUCUUUAUACCUGGCGGCUGUGCUCUUAUGCCAGCCCCAAGUAUUUUUUCUGGAUAUUGGCCUAUGUAAGUGGAGCAGGGCUUGCGAUUGGGAAUUUUUCUCCUUCAUUUGGGAAAUUGAUGUCCAGGGAGCAGCAGUUGGAAGGGGAGUAUCGGCAACGUCAUUCUCGCUUAAGAACCCAUUCGGAAAGUGUAGCAUUUUAUGGUGGUGAAAAACGGGAAGCAUUUCACAUCAAACAACAUUUCAAAACUCUUGUUGGGCACAUGAAACUUGUUCUUCAUGAUCAUUGGUGGUUUGGAAUGAUUCAAGACUUCCUAUUGAAAUAUUUGGGUGCUACAGUUGCAGUCAUCCUUAUCAUUGAGCCAUUCUUUUCUGGAAAUUUAAGACCUGAUACUUCCACUCUGGGUCGUGCAGAAAUGUUGAGCAAUUUAAGAUACCAUACAAGUGUGAUAAUAUCUUUAUUUCAAGCAAUGGGAACUCUUUCUAUCAGUUCACGAAGGCUAGCUCGUCUCAGUGGCUAUGCUGAUCGUAUUCGUGAAUUAUUGGUAAUAUCAAGGGAGCUUAGUGCUACCAAUGAUCGAUCUUCCAAUAAUAUCAAUGCGAGGGCGAGUGCUUUUAGUGAAGCAAACUAUAUUGAAUUUGAUAAUGUUGAGGUUGUGACACCGACUGGGAACAAAUUGGUGGAUGGAUUGACUCUGAGAGUUGAAUCGGGUUCUAAUUUGUUGAUCACAGGUCCAAAUGGAAGUGGGAAAAGCUCUCUCUUUCGGGUUCUUGGAGGGCUUUGGCCGCUUGUAUCUGGCCGUAUUGUGAAACCCGGGGUUGGUUCUGAUCUUAAUAAGGAGAUAUUCUAUGUACCACAGAGACCAUAUACAGCUGUUGGAACGCUUCGUGACCAGUUAAUAUAUCCACUUACAGCAGAUGAAGAAACUGAACCACUUACAUAUAAUGAAAUGGUUGAGCUUUUAAAAAAUGUUGACCUUGAGUAUUUAUUGGAUCGCUAUCCACCUGAAGAAGAAAUCAAUUGGGGGGAUGAGCUUUCUCUUGGAGAACAGCAGAGAUUGGGGAUGGCUAGGUUAUUCUAUCACAAACCAAAAUUUGCUAUUCUUGAUGAGUGUACAAGUGCUGUUACAACUGAUAUGGAAGAACGCUUCUGCGCAAAAGUCCGUGCAAUGGGGACCUCUUGCAUCACAAUAUCUCACAGACCUGCUCUUGUAGCAUUUCACGACAUGGUUUUGUCUUUGGAUGGAGAAGGGGGAUGGAAUGUUCACUCUAAGAGGGAGGACUCCCCAGUUCCAGCUGUAACAUCUCCCGCUCUACUGAGAUCGUCAGAAUCAGAGCGUCAAAGUGAUGCAAUUGCAGUUCAAAAAGUAUUUUCUUCUACAGGAAAGGAUACUGCAUUUGCUAAUUCCAAAGCGGUAGAUUCAUACAUAAAGGAAGUGCUAGCGAAAUCUCCACAUGUUGAUAACAGAAUUUCGGUGCCCAUGGUCCCACAGUUGCUAAACACUCCGAGGGGAAUGCCAGCUAGAGUAGCUGCGAUGUGCAAAAUUCUUGUACCCACUUUACUUGAUAAACAAGGAGGACAGUUGUUUGCAGUGGCUUUACUGGUUAUGUCUAGGACAUGGAUCUCAGAUCGUAUUGCUUCCUUAAAUGGGACUAGUGUCAAGUUUGUUUUGGAGCAGGAUAAGGCAUCAUUCAUGUGGUUAAUUGUCAUCAGUGUCAUCCAAAGUGCUGCAUCAUCCAUUGUUGCCCCUUCUUUGAGAUAUUUAACUGCCAAACUGGCUCUUGGAUGGAGAAUCCGUCUGACUCAGCAUUUACUAAAGAACUAUUUGAGAAACAACGCACUUUACAAGGUAUUCCACUUGUCGAGUAAAAACAUGGAUGCAGACCAGAGAAUAACACAUGAUGUGGAAAAAAUGACUACCGAACUCUCAGGGCUGGUGACUGGAAUGGUGAAGCCAUCUGUGGACAUUCUCUGGUUCACAUGGAGAAUGAAGCUGUUAACUGGGCCACGGGGUGUCAUUAUACUGUAUGCUUAUAUGCUGUUAGGUUUAGGUUUCCUUAGGAGUGUCACUCCCGAAUUUGGUGACCUUGCUAGUAGGGAACAACAGCUUGAGGGAAUUUUCAGGUUUAUGCAUUCAAGACUCCGUACUCAUGCAGAAUCUGUUGCAUUCUUCGGGGGUGGUGCCCGAGAGCGAGCUAUGGUUGAUUCACGGUUUAAGGAAUUGCUUAGGCACUCAGAGCUCCUCUUGAGGAAGAAAUGGUUGUAUGGUAUAUUGGAUGAUUUUAUCACAAAGCAAUUGCCCCAUAAUGUGACUUGGGGAUUGAGCUUAUUAUAUGCUGUGGAUCACGGAGGAGAUAGAGCCUUGACCUCUACUCAAGGGGAGCUCGCGCAUGCGUUACGUUACUUAGCUUCUGUAGUUUCUCAAAGCUUUCUUGCUUUUGGUGACAUUCUUGAGUUGCAUAAAAAGUUCCUUGAGCUGUCGGGGGGUAUCAAUCGGAUUUUUGAGCUGGAUGAACUUCUGGAUGCUGCUCAGAAAGAUUUCUCUGAUCUUGAUUCUCUAGCAAGGAGUGACAGAAGCAACGGACCGGCUUGUGAGGAUCUGAUCUUCUUCUCUGAAGUGGAUAUUAUUACACCAACACAAAAGUUGUUAGCCAGACGACUGACAAUGGACAUAACCCCAGGGAAGAGCCUGCUCGUGACCGGUCCCAAUGGGAGUGGAAAGAGUUCAGUAUUCAGAGUCCUUCGAGAGCUUUGGCCUAUUGCAAAUGGAAGACUUUUGAAACCGAGUCAUAUUAUUGAUGAAAACAGAGGAACAAAGUGUGGUGUGUACUAUGUUCCUCAGCGGCCUUAUACAUGUCUUGGAACCUUACGAGAUCAAUUAAUCUAUCCUCUCUCUCUCGAUGAGGCAUUACAGAGGGUGUCAAUUAUCCCAACACAAGCUGAAGGUGUAUGUCUUGACAUUGCACGUGGAGAGACAGAUAGGGUUUAUAUCUUGGAUUCUAAGUUGAGAUCCAUACUCGAGAGUGUUCGCUUGAUCUAUCUCUUGGAAAGGGAACACGAUGGUUUCGAUGCUGCACUUAAUUGGGAAGAUAUUCUCUCCCUUGGGGAACAACAGAGACUUGGAAUGGCUCGUCUUUUCUUCCAUAGUCCAAAAUUUGGCAUCCUUGACGAAUGUACCAAUGCGACAAGUAUUGAUGUUGAAGAACACCUUUACAAGAUUGCACAAUCGAUGGGUAUUACUGUUGUUACCACCUCACAACGACCUGCGCUAAUACCAUUUCAUUCCUUGGAGUUACAUCUAGUCGAUGGUGAGGGUCAGUGGGAGCUCCGUUCCUUGAAGUCUAAAUCAAUAGCAUGACCAAUAUUAGAUACUCGCUCUCUCUCUCUCUCAGCAGUAUAUUGAGUAGUGGAGGCUGCCAGUGGCUGGUAUGGAUGUACAUUGGUUCAGCUUUUGCAAUCUCUUCUGGCCGGCAAGUGGGUUCAUCAUAUUUUAGUCAGAACUCAUCUCCAUUGUGAUAAAACAGUUAUUAAUUGUAUUGCAAAUAGUCAGAAUAGAGAGCUUGGUGGAUGGUGACCUGCGGUACGUAGAAGGAGGAAGGCUGUGAUGUAUGAAGUGAAGAUGUGCAGGAGGAAGCCUGUGAUGUAUGAAGUGAAGAUGUGCACGGGCUUGGUCUUUUAGUCCAACCACCAUUAACAAUCCCAUGAAUGAGCAAAUAAGAGUUCGACAUUAUUUUUUGGUAACUGGAGCAACUCGAACAUCCAAUGUUCGAUCAAUUAAUUCACUUAAGAAAUGACAAGUGGCAGUCUAGACAUCCAUUGUUUGAACCAAUUAUUGUACCAUAUGCACUUUUGUGAACGAUUGAGCAUAUCAGACAUUGUAUGUAUGAACCUCCAAAAGCCUGAAUGUUAGUGGAAGUCCUAUUUGAACAUGCAA